Molecule: messenger RNA, 3297 nt
Organism: Morone saxatilis (striped sea-bass)
Lineage: Eukaryota; Metazoa; Chordata; Actinopteri; Moronidae
Gene: ppm1kb
Product: protein phosphatase, Mg2+/Mn2+ dependent, 1K
Exons: 7
Coding region: 207-1328 (373 amino acids)
Biological process (GO): protein dephosphorylation
Molecular function (GO): protein serine/threonine phosphatase activity; cation binding
Source: RefSeq, a predicted model, not a curated record
ACAUCACAGGCCUUGUUUGAUAACAUUGACGUUUCAAAACACAGUGGGACGAGAGGAAGGUUUUCAUUCAGAUAUCAGCGGGUUCUGGUCAACAAACAGCCACAGAUUUCACCGUAUUAAUACAGCUAAGACACCAAAGGGUUCGGACGGACAAAUCCUUCUCCCUCUGCAUCCAGUGCUUCUCCAUUGUUUGUGCUGUCAGGGUGAUGUCAGCGGCCUGUCUCAUGCGCCUGGCAAGGUGCAGUGGUCUUUUACAGAAAGCCCCAUUCCCGUUUCAGCAGGACAGCCACCUCCAGUUCACAAUCUUCCGUAGACAACUGUACAGCCCUUCAGGAAAACGGCACAGCAACACACGCUUUGAUGCAGACAGCAGUGGCCACCCCACUACUUGGGAUUCAUUUGGCAUCUGGGACAAUCGGAUCGAUGAGCCCAUCCUGUUGCCUCCCAGCAUUCGCUACGGCAAGCCCAUUCCCAAAGUCAGCUUAUCGAGGGUAGGCUGCGCCUCGCUGAUCGGACAACGCAAGGAGAAUGAAGACCGCUUCCAGGUCUCCCAAAUGACCGACAACAUCCUGUACUUUGCUGUGUUCGAUGGGCAUGGCGGGCCAGAAGCUGCCGACUUUUGUGAAAAGUACAUGGAGAAAUAUAUCAAGGACCUUGUGGCAGAGGAGCCCAAUCUGGAAUUAGUUUUAACCAAGGCCUUUCUUGAAGUAGACAAAGCUCUUGCAAGGCACUUGCACUUCUCUCCAGCUGCACCCGGGAUGAACGCAGGAACCACCUCCACUGUGGCCCUGCUGAGGGACGGCAUUGAGCUGGUGGUGGGCAGUGUGGGUGACAGCCGCGCCAUGCUGGGCCGCAAGGGCAAAGCCCUUAAACUCACUGUCGACCACACUCCCGAGAGGAAGGACGAGAAAGAAAGGAUAAAGAAAAGUGGGGGUUUUAUCACCUGGAAUAGUCUGGGACAGCCAAACGUCAACGGCAGGUUGGCCAUGACUCGCAGCAUUGGAGACUUUGACCUGAAGAACAUGGGGGUCAUCGCUGAGCCUGAGACCAAGAGAGUAACGUUGCACCAUGCCCACGACUCAUUCCUGGCGCUGACCACAGACGGCGUUAACUUCAUUAUGAACAGCCAAGAGAUCUGCAACGUCAUCAACCAGUGCCACGACCCCAAGGAGGCAGCUCAGAGAAUAUCUGACCAGGCUCUUCAGUAUGGCUCAGAGGACAACAGCACAAUUAUCGUGGUGCCGUUUGGUGCUUGGGGAAAGCACGAGAGUUCGGACUCAAGUUUCUCCUUCAGCAGAAGUUUCGUGUCGAGCGGUCGCUGGGCGUAGUCAGCGGGCCGUUGGAUGAAAAGGUGUGGUCUUCGGACCUAAUUAUUGUGUGCAAUACAAUCAAACGAUAGUGUCCUUGUGGAAACAUUAUGAAGAGUGUGGUUCUGUUUGCCUAAACAAUAAUACCUAAGGGUUACAACGUGUUAUUUAGAGCAUGAUAUUUAUUAGCCUCUGUGACAUAAGAGGCAGUGAAUUCAAGAUGUGCACUAAAAGAAAAACAUCCUCUUUAUACAAGGUUUUAUCUACUAGCAAGCCAAUGACCUUAGAGGUGCUAAAAGCUGAGAAGUGUUUGAAUGGCAGAUAGCAAUUCAUGAUGACCUGCAGCCUGUCACUCAGCAAAUUUGUAAACUUCUCUACAUUAGCUAAGAUUUUAAGACUUUCUGCCAUUCAGUUCAUUUUUUAUCUUUUUAGCUGUUCAAAAUACCCAAGUUUUUAUUUUCAUGGUUAACUUGAAUAAGUUGCAUUUAAAAAGAAAAAAGAAAAGUGUAUCUCGAUUUUACCAGUUUAAUUUCUCAUUGCUAACAGUAGAAUGACAUGCAGAGAAGAAAGUGGGAAAAUAUAAUAAUUGAACUAAUUUGCCAUUUGAUUGGACUUAAUUGAGCCGGUGUAUGAGAAUACAUACUUAAAGCAACUUCUGAAACAACUGGAAUAUAAAUAUCAUGGCCAAAGUAAGUCUUAAUGGCUAUAUGUCAAUUCUGGAGUUUCCUCCUCAACUUGUUUAUCUAAAUUAGACGAUACAGAAAUAUUUAAAGUUUAAUCUUUGAAACUGAUUUGUUCCCGACUGCCCCUUAAACAAUGUUUAACAGUUGUUGUUUUAUUUGUACUUAUAGUACUUAACUAAAGCACUAUUGAAAAGCAUAGAUUGCCCAAUUGCACAAUCAUUGGGAGAAAAAUAAACAAACCCCUGAAUGUUCUGUGUUCUAGUGAACUAGUGUGAAUGGAGUUGCUUAAUGCUGUUUUAUAUCAACAGCAUUUCAGGGGCUGAUUCUUGACGUGUAUAAAAAAAAAAAAAGAUAUUCACGUUUCUGGCAAAUUAAACAUUGCUCACGCUCGUCUAAGUGUUUAUAUCUGUACUGAUUUGAAACAGGUCUUGUUAGGGCACAAAGAAGUGUUCAGGGUACACAAAUGUAUAGUGUAUGUUUUGUAAAUAAUUCUAUUUAUGUACAUCUGGAAAACUGAUAGUUCUCUGUUGCAUAACUCGUCUAAACAGAAUAUUUCACACGCAGGAACUUUGCAUAGGUGCUUGCUUGUAUCGUGUGUGUGUGUAUGUACACCAUUUUGAUCGUAACUCUGUUACAAUCGGUAAUUCCUCAUUUUACGCCAUUUCAGUGUCACUCAGAAAGAGCGAAUGCACACUUAAUGCAACACUAAAGAACUGUUCAGCUAAGAGCCAUGUAUGACAAUGUGAAUGUUUGCUUCAAUGCCCUCCAUGACUAACGAAUACAAUCAAAACCCUGUUGGGUGAAGGAGUAAUUAAGCUGUAUUGCUGAGUUGUCUUGGCUGACCCUGAUGUGAGUGGAUAUAUUUCCAGUGCAAAAGGCAGACAAACCAUUGGAUCGUGCCGUUUUGGUUCACUGUUGGAUCUUUUUGUUUUGUCGUUGUUGAAGCUAGACAAAUGCAAAACGUCAUAUUUAUCAGCAUUGUUCCGUUUGUGAGACUUCUGUCAUUAUUCUAUGUCCUUAAACACCACUUAUAUAUGUUUUGUAAAUAACUGUUUUCCUCCUUCGUUCACAUAUUGAAUGAAACCUUGAUUUAUUGUAAAGACUUUAUAACAUACUCAUUACAAGCCUUCUCGCCUGUUAAAGUUAUCUAUCAGACUGUGUUCGGUUUAUAUUUACUGUCAAAUACAAUCAUUGCAGCUGUGGAUCUGUACCUGGGACCUAAAUGUGACUCUUUGAACUACACUCUGUUUGUACUGUAUUUUUGGUCUGAAUGGCUUGUGAAACACUUCAAAUUAAAACUAUACACC